AUGUACAUCCCGGUCGCUGAUCACGUUAGUUACGCCUUUCAACACGCUGCUGGUUACCUGGUGAAGCGUGCUGAGGAAGAAGCGACCAAGCCCUUCGAGCUGACACACACACAAUGGGUCACGGUCUAUUGGAUCGAAGCCAGUAUCAUCGUACUCCUCUUCACCUGGAACCUCUGGCUCGCACGCUCGAUCAUCUUUCCCUUCAAGUUGUGCGCCGUGGCAUGCCACGAAGGCUGUCAUGCCCUCGCGGGUUUGUUGACGGGCGCGAAGGUCAAGUCGAUCGUGUUGGACCCGAAUCAAGGAGGGACGACGAGGAUGAUCGGCGGGUUCGCCUUUUGCAGUUUGCCGGCAGGAUACAUCGGCUCGACACUUAUCGGCUCGGGUCUACUCUUCGCCUCCUUCGACCAGAAAGCUAGCAAGAUCGCCGCAAUCCCGCUCUUCGUCCAUCUGACCAUCGUGUCUCUCUGGGCUCGACACUCGCGCUUCACACUUCUCAACGUCACAUUCAUACAGGGCUUGAUCCUCAUCUUCUACAUCGUCGCGCACGCCGUGUUUUUGCGGUUCCUCCUCGCGUUGAUCGGUGUAAUGAACGUUAUGUACAGCGUUUGGGAUCAGCUGGAUGACCUUGUCUUUCACAAAAUCAACGAGUCUGAUGUUUGCGACUUUCAGCGCCUCUACCCUUGGCUGCCGGCGCAAGUCUGGGGCGCGAUCUGGACGUUCGUUUCUUGCUCAGGUCUGACGGCGGCCAUCCUCGGCGGAAUCGUCACGUUCAAGAAGGACUUUGCGGCGCAGUACUUCGAGUCGCAGACGUUUAUCCCGACGUAG
Rhodotorula toruloides NP11 is the source of this 825-nucleotide messenger RNA. RefSeq lists its product as uncharacterized. The transcript is spliced from 9 exons. NCBI's taxonomy places the organism in Eukaryota, Fungi, Basidiomycota, Microbotryomycetes, Sporidiobolales, Sporidiobolaceae. The coding region runs from base 1 to 825 and encodes 274 amino acids. The record is from RefSeq and is a predicted model, not a curated record.